Messenger RNA from Drosophila innubila, 2768 nucleotides. RefSeq names its product procollagen-lysine,2-oxoglutarate 5-dioxygenase (gene Plod). Gene Ontology annotation, biological process: peptidyl-lysine hydroxylation. The coding region runs from base 172 to 2445 and encodes 757 amino acids. The record is from RefSeq and is a predicted model, not a curated record. The transcript is spliced from 10 exons. Gene Ontology annotation, molecular function: iron ion binding; L-ascorbic acid binding; procollagen-lysine 5-dioxygenase activity. Gene Ontology annotation, cellular component: endoplasmic reticulum. NCBI's taxonomy places the organism in Eukaryota, Metazoa, Arthropoda, Insecta, Diptera, Drosophilidae.
CAUUCAUGUUUUCUUCGUUGUUGUGCUCGGUUGCGCAGCGGAGAAACAGUGCAAACAGUGCUCUUAUUUUUUAAAUAAAAUUCUGUUCGCGGAAUAUGCAACAAUUAUCAUAACAUAAAAGUGUUGUCUGUUUAAAUUGUGCAAGUGCAAGAGUGUGAGUAAGUGAACACUAUGCAGAACCACAAACAAGGCGCUUUGUUUUUGCGCUCAUCUGCGAUGCUGUUAUUGUUUUCGGCAUCUGUGUUGUUGUUGCUCCAAGGAGCUCACUGUAAAUCUGAUGUCGAUGCCGCUGCUGAUGGCGUUGUGGCUGCCCCCGAAGUUGUUGCAGCUGCAACACCAACGCAGUCUAAUUUGAAUGAUAAUGUCAAAGUCUUCACUGUGGCCAGCGAGCCAACCGAUGGAUAUCGUCGUUACAUUCGCUCUACGACCGUCUACGAUAUCGAGGUGACAACCCUUGGCAUGGGCGAAGAAUGGAAAGGAGGGGAUAUGAAGUCUGCUGGCGGCGGAGUUAAAAUUAAUUUGCUGCGCGAAGCCAUUAAGUCAUUGAAGGAUGCACAGGAUACCAUCAUAUUAUUUACAGAUAGCUACGAUGUCAUCUUUACCACCACGCUUGAGGACAUUGUUGAAAAGUUCAAGGAGUCCGGUGCCAAGUUGUUGUUCUCAGCGGAAAAGUUCUGUUGGCCCGAUAAGAGCCUGGCUAAUAAGUAUCCCGAGGUGGAGGGCAAGGCAUCCCGUUAUCUGAACUCUGGUGCAUUUAUUGGUUAUGCGCCCGAAGUUUAUGCACUGCUUGAGGACACCAUUGAGGAUACUGGAGAUGAUCAGUUGUACUAUACGAAAGUGUUCCUGGACGAGACGAAGCGUUCCAAGCUGGGCAUGAAACUGGACACACAAUCGCGUCUAUUCCAGAAUCUGCAUGGUGCCAAAAACGAUGUGAAGCUUAAAGUGGAUCUGGAUUCCAAUCAGGGCACAUUGCAGAACCUUGACUUUAUGACCACGCCCGCCAUUAUCCAUGGCAAUGGAUUGAGCAAAGUUGACUUGAAUGCCUAUGGCAAUUACCUGGCCAAGACUUUCAGCGGCAUCUGUACUUUCUGUCAGGAGAAUCCCUUGGAGUUGAAUGAACAAGAACUGCCUAUGAUUACGUUGGCUAUAAUGGUGCCACAAGCUGUGCCCUUCUUUGAUAUGUUUCUUGCCAGCAUUGAGAAGAUCAACUAUCCCAAGGAUCAUAUGCAUCUUUUCAUGUAUACAAAUGCUCCACUGCACGAUGAACUCAUCGAGUCCUAUGUGAAAAAUCAGGGCAAGCAAUAUGCCAGCGCCAAGUUUGUGCUCUCUGUGGAUGAGCUGGAUGAACGUGCGGGCAGACAGUUGGCGCUCGACAAGGCGCAAAUGCAACACAGUGACUACCUUUUCUUUGUCGACGGCGAUGCUCACAUCGAUGACGGUGAGGUUCUCCGUGAGCUGCUCAGGAUGAACAAGCAAUUUGUGGCUCCUCUGUUCUCCAAGUACCACGAGUUGUGGAGUAACUUUUGGGGCGCACUCUCCGAGGGCGGCUAUUAUGCGAGAUCCCACGAUUAUGUGGACAUUGUCAAGCGAGAUCUGAUCGGCAUGUUCAAUGUGCCACAUGUGACGAGCAUUUAUCUGGUCAAGCAUAGCGCCUUUGAUGCCAUCAAAUAUGAACACAAAGAAUUCGAUCCCGAUAUGGCCAUGUGCGAAUCUCUAAGAAAUGCGGGCAUCUUUAUGUACAUCAGUAAUGAGCGUUAUUUCGGUCAUCUGGUCAAUGUGGACAACUUCAACAGCAGCGUUGUGCGUCCAGAUUUCCAUACGUUGUUCAGCAAUAACUACGAUUGGACUUUAAAGUACAUUCAUCCAAAUUAUUCGGCACAGUUGAAUGAGAGCAUGGUCAUACCACAACCGUGUCCAGAUGUCUACUGGUUCCAUAUUGUAACGGAUGCAUUCUGUGAUGAUCUAAUUGCCAUUAUGGAGGCACAUGGAAAGUGGUCGGAUGGCAGCAACAGUGAUAAGCGUUUGGAGGGAGGUUACGAGGCGGUUCCCACCCGUGACAUUCAUAUGCGUCAGGUGGGACUCGACACCCUCUAUCUGAAGUUCCUGCAACUGUUUGUUCGACCUCUGCAGGAGCGCGUCUUUACUGGAUAUUUUCAUAAUCCGCCACGCUCGCUGAUGAACUUUAUGGUGCGUUAUCGUCCCGAUGAGCAGCCCUCAUUGCGUCCACAUCACGAUUCAUCCACUUACACCAUUAAUAUCGCCAUGAAUAGUGUGGGAAUCGAUUACGAGGGAGGCGGUUGCCACUUUUUGCGCUACAAUUGCUCUGUUACGGAGACAAAGAAAGGAUGGAUGUUGAUGCAUCCUGGUCGCUUGACCCACUUCCACGAGGGACUGCUCGUAACCAAGGGCACACGCUACAUUAUGAUAUCGUUCAUCGAUCCAUAGAUGUGAAUAUCCCAAUGUAAUACUGCCAUACCGGUUACUCCAAAGAUUUUAUUCUUAGUAUAUUCUAAAUGUGGAGUAUUUAAGCAGAUAUCGAAUCAAAUCUAGUUUAGUUUUUGGAUUGUGGUCUUAUUGCCUUAGUUGCAGUUCGUUUGCGAAAAAGUUUUUGACUCAACAAAUCCAUAAUUUGCCUCGAAACUCCAGGGUCUGAAAUGAAACUAUUUACUCAUUAAGUUUAUUGUAAGUUUUUUGAAAAGUGUUCAAUUCUAUAAACAAAGCAAUUUAAAAUAAUGUUGCAAAUAUAAAAAAUUUGUUUUAUUGAUUAA